ACCUUCCUUUUACUUUUGUAAACGCUUGGAAGAGGACGGACGUUAUUGUCUUGCAUAGCUGUUGCGGGGAUCGGGUAGCUGAAAUACUUCUGUGUGUCCCUGCCCAGCCAGGCGAUCACAAUGCCUGAUAAAUCGGAGACGCCAACAGAUCGUCCUCUGCUGAGGACCAAUUUCAGGCUUAUUUCAAAAGCUGAUGAAGACCACCCGGAGGCGCGUCGCCACCACUCGAUGGUUGUCUACCAACAUUGUGCAAUCAAGGGUGCACAGUUUGGCAGUGUUGCCUCGCUGGUCCUUGGACCGCCGAUUUUCUACCUGCGUGGGCACCGAGGCGGGUUCUUGGCGCAGAAAACUCUGCAGCUAAGUGUGUUCGGCGUUGCGGCGGGAAUGCUGGCCAGCGAGGCCAUGUGCUACAUGAUUCUCAGAAAGCAGCCGGACGAGGGCGUGUUCGACCGCGCCUAUCGCCUGUCAAACAGCGAGUCGCAGAACCGCGCCGAUGUGUUCUCGGCCGUAGGCGCCGUCACCAUGGCAGCGCUUGCUUUUCGCCUGCCCAUCGGAUACAUGCCCGGUGCCUGUGUUGGCUUCGGCCUGGGCAUUCUUGCUCACUGCGCCUACAAGCCGUUUGCCAAACGAGAACCACUGACCACUGCGGCAUAGUGUCCUUGGGCUGGCAAUGAACGCUUCUCGAUCAUUUUGGUUUCUUGCCUGCUCUGCUGCUGCCGACAGUGGCGCGAAAAGCCUUGCUGUGUUUGCCAGGCCUGCCUGUUUAUGUACUCUUGGCAGCAUGCAUUGUGGCUAUGGCAGAACCCCUGUUCUGUAUCCCGUCAGACGAAGCUCUGAAUUUAGUCUGCACCGUGCUCCCAUCUUCUGUUUCUACGUUCAUAGCGAACCAUGUUUUUUUGCCACAAAAUGGUCAGUACCCUAUGCUGUGCGUGCACAAUGUACGCACACUUGUCCCUUUUUUGUGUUUUUGAAGCUUCAAGUCGCGUAAGUUGAUCGCAUGUGCUGACUGUCUGUAGCUGUUUUUUUUUUGAACUAGUCGAAUUUUCCCGUAAUAUGUAUUUUCACUUUAUACUCAAUUUGGUGCCCCUUCAAUACCUUCCAUUGCACCACCUAGUUAUUAUUAGGUGCACUGUUUUAUUUAAAGGUUUUCUUUGGUAGUGGAGAAUGUACUAGAAGUACAUGCUGUUGCUAAAAUGCUUGCAAGUGUGA
Sycon ciliatum is the source of this 1209-nucleotide messenger RNA. RefSeq lists its product as uncharacterized. NCBI's taxonomy places the organism in Eukaryota, Metazoa, Porifera, Calcarea, Leucosolenida, Sycettidae. The record is from RefSeq and is a predicted model, not a curated record. The transcript has 2 exons. The coding region runs from base 121 to 654 and encodes 177 amino acids.